This is a messenger RNA of Brassica rapa (field mustard), 1144 nucleotides long. RefSeq names its product non-heme chloroperoxidase CPO-A1. NCBI's taxonomy places the organism in Eukaryota, Viridiplantae, Streptophyta, Magnoliopsida, Brassicales, Brassicaceae. Gene Ontology annotation, cellular component: cytosol. The record is from RefSeq and is a predicted model, not a curated record.
GUAGCUUUAAAAAAUAUUUUAUAAUUGGAAAAAGGUGCUUAAAAAAACAAUUUUGGCUGCAUAAAUAUUCUACAACACUAGGAAGAGUGAGUUUGGUGUCAACGUUGAGAUUCACUCACAGUUUACCAUUUACCUGGACCAAAGGCAGACAAUUAGAGAAUGGAUUCGUCUCAGGGAACUUCAGCUUGUGCAGAAGAACAACAGAGGAUCGAGAUUCUGAACAGCCACAACGAAAAACUGGUGGGCCUGCUUCACGAAACAGGAUCAACAGAAGUUGUGGUCUUAUGCCAUGGAUUUCGAUCAAACAAGAACGACGCAGUCAUGAAGAGUGUGGCUGCUGCUAUUGAGAAAGAAGGGAUCAGCGCUUUCCGUUUUGAUUUCUCUGGAAAUGGAGAGAGUGAAGGCAGUUUCUACUUUGGUAACUACAACCACGAAGCUGAUGAUCUACGUUCUGUCAUCCAACAUUUCUCUAACAUGAACCGUGUGGUUCCUGUUAUUCUAGGCCACAGUAAAGGAGGUGAUGUGGUCCUCCUUUAUGCCUCCAAGUAUCACGAUAUCAGUAAUGUAAUCAAUCUCUCCGGGCGUUAUGAUCUCAAAAGAGGGAUAGGAGAGCGUCUUGGGGAAGACUUUUUGGAUAGACUUGAGCAACAAGGGUUCUUCGAUGUUAAAGAUGGAAGAUCCGUCUACCGUGUUACUGCGGACACCAUAAUGGAGAGGUUGAACACUGAUAUGCAUGAAGCUUGCCUCAAGAUUGACAAAGAUUGCAGAGUAUUGACGGUUCAUGGAUCAGAGGAUGAGAUAAUACCUGUGGAAGAUGCCAGGGAGUUUGCUAAUAUCAUACCGAACCACAAGCUGGAAAUUGUGGAAGGAGCAGAUCAUUGUUAUACCAAACAUCAAAGUCAGCUGGUAUCAACCGUUAUCGAGUUCAUAAAGACAGUCACUGUGAAGAACAACUAGUCUUCUUCUUCUUCUUUGUUUCCUUGAGAAAUGUUCAUGAUACAUGUUACAUACUUUUUCUACGCUCAAUCCUACUUCUGGUUUGUAGCUUUCGAUUUACUAAUAAAUGUCCAACACUUGCUGUGGCAAUGCGGAAAUGGUGUAUCUUUGGAGCUUAAAGUUUCAUCCAAUAUGAGAUUUUAAAACA